Molecule: messenger RNA, 1166 nt
Organism: Entelurus aequoreus (snake pipefish)
Lineage: Eukaryota; Metazoa; Chordata; Actinopteri; Syngnathiformes; Syngnathidae
Gene: mrps33
Product: mitochondrial ribosomal protein S33
Exons: 3
Coding region: 195-515 (106 amino acids)
Cellular component (GO): mitochondrion
Source: RefSeq, a predicted model, not a curated record
ACAACUAUCCAAUCACAGUUUAGAUGCAAACGUAUAGGCGGAAGUGGACCUAUUCGAGUGAAGGUUAUACUCAGCAGCAGUUUUUUGCCCAGUUCAUGGAUUAAAACUAAUAUUGACUCUGUUUUAAGAUGUAUUACCUGUGUUUUGGAGCCCAAGCAACCGUACUAGAGUGAAUAGAGCCUUACAGUUAAGGUAUGGCCGGUCUUUCCAAUUAUGCACUGCGCAUGUCUCGGUUGAGCGCCCAGAUCUUCGGAAAUGUUGUGCGUACCACAGACUCCAAAUCCAUGAAGGUGGUUGAGCUGUUCCGGGAGCCUCCCUUUGCCAAGAAGAAGGAUGUGUAUGACUGGUACCCACAACAUAAUGUUUACUACGCCAUGACCAAGAAGCUCAGGUUCAUGGGAUUAUUCAGGGACGAGCAUGAGGAUUUCAAGGAAGAGAUGCGUCGCCUGAGGAAGCUGCGAGGGAAAGGCGUACCAAAGAAGGGAGAGGGCAAGAGAGCAGCCAAGAAGAAAUGAGCCGCAACAUUCAUGACUAAAACAGGACUAUUAACACCGUUAUUUGUUUUUUGCUGUGACUACAUCAACAAGUUUGUUUCUGCUUAUGAAAAGGAAGAUGCUGACUACAGUAAAAAAUAAACUAUGAGUCCCUUUUGUAAAUGUUUUCUGCGGCAAAAAAAUUGUGGUGUUUGUUUUCCAUCCAUCCAUCUUCUGCUUAUCUGAGGUCGGGUCGCAGGGGCAGCAGCUUAGGCAGAGAGGCCCAGACUUCCCUCUCCCCAGCCACUUUGUCCAGCCGGGAGACAUAGUUUCCCCAAGCUGUCAUGGGUCUUCCUUGUGGCCUCCUACUGGUCAGAUGUGCCCUAAACACUGUCCUAGGAAGGCGUUCGGGGGAAUCGCCUCAUCUGGCUCCUCGAUGCGUAGGAGCUCCAUUACUUUGAGCUCCUCCCGAAUGAAUGGUUUGUUUUCACCAUACAAAUAUGUUUCAUGAAGAAAUAAUGCUGUACUUUACAUUUGUUUUUGUAAAUAUAAAACAUUCAUGGACAAAUAUUUUGUAUCAUUAAGUUCAAGUUUCAAGUUUAUUCACAAUACCAUAGAACAAUUUCAAUAGUAGUGAAUAUCAUUUAAAGAUAAUGGUAAGUGAAAAGGUCCCCCAAAUAAGCUAGAAGAAGC